AUGGCCCCCAAAAACGAUCCCACUGAGAUCAAGGUGAUCCACCUGAGAGCCACUGGAGGCGAAGUUGGCGCUUCAUCGGCGCUGGCUCCCAAGAUUGGUCCUCUCGGUCUAUCCCCCAAGAAGGUCGGAGAAGAUAUUGCGAAGGCAACUGGUGACUGGAAAGGUCUCCGUGUCACAGUGAGGCUCACCAUCCAAAACCGACAAGCCGCCGUUUCCGUCGUUCCCUCCGCUUCCUCGCUCGUCAUCAAAGCCCUUAAGGAGCCUCCCCGCGACCGAAAGAAGGAGAAGAACAUCAAACACAGCAAGUCGAUCCCCUUAGAUGAGAUCAUCGAGAUCGCCCGGACAAUGAGAUUCAAGUCGCUAGCGAAGGACCUCAAGGGAACUGUCAAGGAGAUUCUUGGAACCGCUUUCAGUGUUGGAUGCCAGGUGGAUGGACGGAGUCCCAAGGAUAUCAGCGAUGAGAUUGAUAGCGGGGAGAUUGAGAUUCCGGAUGAGUGA
Molecule: messenger RNA, 498 nt
Organism: Venustampulla echinocandica
Lineage: Eukaryota; Fungi; Ascomycota; Leotiomycetes; Helotiales; Pleuroascaceae
Exons: 5
Coding region: 1-498 (165 amino acids)
Biological process (GO): translation
Cellular component (GO): ribosome; cytosolic large ribosomal subunit
Molecular function (GO): large ribosomal subunit rRNA binding; structural constituent of ribosome
Source: RefSeq, a predicted model, not a curated record